UCAUGGCCGUAUUGCCCAAACCUGAGACUAACAGAGACCAAAGAAUGGCCAUAACAGUGCUUGAUAGGGAAGUCCCCGAUGAUACGAUAAUCGAGGCCUUCCGGAGGAAGUUGUACGAUAAAAUUGAAUCGGUUAAAUGGAAGUCACAGAUUAAACUGUGGGCUGACCUUGGCAUUGAUGCCCUCAGCCAUCCCAUAUCGAAACUCAACGAGAUGGUCAACUCGGUGGGCCAUCAUCCAACCUACGAGCUUUGGUUGGCUCAGCUGCGCAAGAAGAUUUGGGAGAAGGGUCAAAGCUAUGUAGUGGUGGUGUUCCGCAAAGUAAACACGGUUUUCACUGUCCUUCACAGACAUCUGAAGAAGAAAAUCGACAAUAUUCUUAAAAAUAAGGCCAAGGAUUAUGGCGUUAAAAACGAAGGCUCUGGUUAUAUCGAUAACGAUGACUACAUUCGGGAAUAACGUACUUUGUUUAAAACAUUUAAAAAUUAUUAUAUUAAAAUGAAUACAUAUUUAAACUUUAAACACA
This is a messenger RNA of Drosophila takahashii, 525 nucleotides long. RefSeq lists its product as uncharacterized. The record is from RefSeq and is a predicted model, not a curated record. NCBI's taxonomy places the organism in Eukaryota, Metazoa, Arthropoda, Insecta, Diptera, Drosophilidae.